Dicrocoelium dendriticum is the source of this 1019-nucleotide messenger RNA. The record is from the annotation of a GenBank genome assembly. NCBI's taxonomy places the organism in Eukaryota, Metazoa, Platyhelminthes, Trematoda, Plagiorchiida, Dicrocoeliidae.
CUGACUUGAUCUGACCUUGAACGUGACAGGAUGGCUGAACUGCAGCUCAGGUCAAAUGCUGCUCUUGCCCUUUCCCGAAGAGUCGGACCAUGGGUGUCGUAUUGUCUGUUUUCUGUCGUCUUUUUGGGGCAAAAAAUUACAAAGCCCUAAUUUUGGGUUUGGAUAAUGCCGGGAAGUCCACGAUCCUUUACCACUUUGUAUUGAAAGAAGCCAUUCACACUCCACCAACGAUCGGGAGCAAUGUUGAAGAAAUACAAUGGAAGAAUUUGCACCUUAUUUUGUGGGACAUCGGUGGUCAGAGCUCGCUCAGACCAUCUUGGAGCACUUAUUUUGCUGGGUCUGAUUUCGUAAUUCUCGUUGUUGAUAGUACCGACCGUGAACGGCUUUGGUUAACUAAAAAGGAACUCCACCGCCUUCUUAUCGCCGAGGAAUUAAAGAAGUCGUGUAUGCUCAUUUUUGCCAACAAACAAGACGUUUCUGGCUGUAUGUCAGUUGCUGAAAUUAGCCAAAACUUGAAUCUGACAUCUAUCAGAGACCGUCCUUGGCACAUCCAAGCCUGUUGUGCUUUAACCGGUGAAGGCCUCUCGCAAGGUCUGGAUUGGUUCGUCUCUCAAACAGGACGAUGACGUUAUGGGAUGCGCUCCACCUAUCACUCAACGUUGUAUUUUAUGCUCACGGGAAUUUGCCAUACCAUUGGAUUGACCGUGCUACCUAGUCCCCAUCCAUACGCCGCCUUUGAUUAUCACAGCUAUCAUUCAGCGUCCCAAUGCGGAAGCCCUCUUUCAAUAUGCACUUUCCACAGACAGAGCUGCAUUCACUUUUUGGCGUUAAUCGGAUUAAAUACUGAAUCAUCUUCCCGUGUACACCUCCAUUUGUUUCACGGUCACUUGAGUUUGCUUUUGAGUUCGCCAGAUUUAGACGAUUGCUAAAGUCAAGUGCAACGUAUCUUCCUUCGGAUUGUUAAUUUUCUGCAUUUUUAACGUUAAUGGUCAGAUGCAAAAUGUACACAACUGCAAUCG